GGCAGUUUGAGCCAUUUCUGGAGCAAAAUGAACAACUAGAUAAAUUGUUUUUGGAUACCAAUCAAUUGAACUGAUUCAUUCAAUUAUUUUUGUGUAAAUAAUUUUAUUGGCUAUUUUUAAAAGAUAGAUCUCUGCUGAUUUUCCCGUCUGUUUCUCCGAUCAAUCAAUGGGAUUAUGGGAAGCUCUUCUCAAUUGGCUUCGCAGCCUAUUUUUCAAGCAGGAGAUGGAGCUCUCUUUGAUAGGGCUUCAAAAUGCUGGGAAGACUUCGCUCGUAAAUGUUGUCGCGACUGGUGGAUAUAGUGAAGAUAUGAUUCCUACGGUAGGAUUCAACAUGAGGAAAGUGACUAAGGGGAAUGUCACAAUAAAGCUAUGGGAUCUUGGAGGUCAACCUAGAUUUCGCAGUAUGUGGGAGAGAUACUGUCGUGCAGUUUCUGCUAUUGUCUAUGUAGUUGAUGCAGCUGAUCCUGACAAUCUGAGCAUCUCAAAAAGUGAACUUCAUGAUUUAUUAAGCAAACCAUCAUUGAAUGGUAUCCCAAUAUUGGUGCUAGGGAACAAGAUCGACAAGCCAGGAGCUUUGUCGAAGCAAGCUUUGACUGAUGAAAUGGGUUUGAAGUCAAUUUCUGAUAGAGAAGUUUGCUGCUACAUGAUUUCAUGCAAGAAUUCCACCAACAUAGAUUCUGUUAUCGAUUGGCUUAUUAAGCACUCGAAGUCGAAGAGCUGAACAAUAUUAUUAUUAUUUGUAUUAUAAUACAAGGAUGCAUGUUUGGACUAUAAUUUUAGAGUUUACCUUCAUCUAACAUUCUAUGCUAUUCUUAUUCUCCCAUGAAAUGGUAUUGUUGUAAGUUUUUAUGCUGUAUGAUAGAAAACAUCUAUGCUGAGCCAUUAAACUGUUCAUAGCAUAUUCCUAA
Messenger RNA from Mercurialis annua (annual mercury), 908 nucleotides. Its product is annotated as ADP-ribosylation factor-like protein 8b. The record is from RefSeq and is a predicted model, not a curated record. The transcript is spliced from 6 exons. Lineage: Eukaryota; Viridiplantae; Streptophyta; Magnoliopsida; Malpighiales; Euphorbiaceae. Gene Ontology annotation, molecular function: GTP binding; GTPase activity. Bases 167 to 721 code for a protein of 184 amino acids. Gene Ontology annotation, biological process: protein transport.